This is a messenger RNA of Chenopodium quinoa (quinoa), 1602 nucleotides long. RefSeq names its product spindle and kinetochore-associated protein 1 homolog. The record is from RefSeq and is a predicted model, not a curated record. Gene Ontology annotation, cellular component: mitotic spindle; outer kinetochore; spindle microtubule. The coding region runs from base 316 to 1128 and encodes 270 amino acids. NCBI's taxonomy places the organism in Eukaryota, Viridiplantae, Streptophyta, Magnoliopsida, Caryophyllales, Amaranthaceae. Gene Ontology annotation, molecular function: microtubule binding. Gene Ontology annotation, biological process: chromosome segregation; regulation of microtubule polymerization or depolymerization; cell division. The transcript is spliced from 10 exons.
GAAUAGAUCUGUAGUAUAAAUUUAGUUCAACCAAAAAAUAAAUAAUCAAAAUGAAUAAAAAUAAGUUAAAUUUAACAAAAUUAAGCCCAUGAACAUUCCAAAAAGAGGAAGCCCAAAUUAAACCUCCAUUUUUUCGACCAAAAAUAUCGAAUUCCUUGUGCAUUGUCAUCUUUGACUAUCGUUUGACAAAGUUGAACUCCGAAACAUUUUCCCGCCAACACAACAUACUUCCUAAAUCCCACCACAAAAUUCAAACAGUUCUUCCUUAAUCAUCAGCAACAUUCAACACGGAAACAGAUAGCAAGCUUGAUUACAAUGGAAGCCAAAGAAGCUGGAUCUUCAAUUGAAUCAAUAAUGGUGUCCUUCAAUACUCGCAUUUCCGAGCUCCAAGAACUCAUUAUCGCUCGAAACAUGUAUCCGGGAAGUACCGUCGCCGAUCUCACGGCGGUUGAUGCGGCGGUCAAAGCUAUGGAACUUCAAGUUCAAUCUAUUAAGGAUAGAUUACGCGAAGAAACCCUAGCUCUUCCCAAAGCCAAGAAAUUGAUUGAAGCAUCUCUUAAGCAGCAGAAAAAGCUGCAGGAGAUGGCAAGUCAGGUUCCUUCUCACUUAACCACGAAAACGAUGUCUUCACUGCCCAACUCUAAUCACCAUUUGCAGUCAGAUUCUUCUAGGGAUGACCUAUCAUCGUUUGGUUCGUUGAAGGUUGAAGAGGAGCCGGUUGUAGUGCCCAAGGAGAAAAAGGGUCGUGCACCUCCGCCUUUGUGGUACAUUUCUGGAGAUGAGUUGGGAUCCCUAUCGUCCUACAUGAGAGGAAGGUUGACCCUGGAGAAAGUCAAUGCUGCUAUUAAUGAUAUGGCAGCAUAUGCUGAAUCAACUGCUCAGCUUAUCUCAGCCCCUAAAAAGAAGUUGCCAGAAAACAUGUGGGAAAGAGCCUUGGAGCUGCGAGAUAUAGCAAUGACUGAAGGAGUUAAAGGAAAGCAUUUUUUUCUUGAGAGUGACAUAAAGGGACCUUCCCUGAAGCUUGACAACACUGGAAAAGCAAUACUGACGGUUCUUCGUCACCUAGGCCGUAUAAGUGAGACAAGGGUUGGACAUCACCGAGUGAUUAUCCUCUCAAAACCUCACUGAAUGAAAUAUGAAGCUCAACCGCUCAACAUUCUUAUCAGUGAUUUCGAAGAUGUCAUAUAGAAUACUAUGUUGAAGUUGUGUGUGGUAGAUUAGCAAUCUCCCAUCAGCAAAGUUGGGAGUAAGUUUACCUUUAUGGCUUUGCUUGUUUGAUAUGAGUAAUUGUUUGUAUACUGAAUUACUUAACUACUAAAGCUAUAAAGCUAUCAUUUAAUCCCACUUUAUAUUUAGUAAGAAAUAAUUGUGGUUAAGAUGCAAAGAGGCUUCCAUUCAAGUUAGCAUUUCAUUGAACUUUAUGUUUGAAUAUCUUGAUUGUUUAAUGGUCUUGGAAUUAUUCUUUUCAUCUUUUUUUAAAAAAAAGCUCAUACAAAGAAAGUUAUGUUCAGAAAGGGAUACCUUAGUUAAACUCACAAGUCACAAUUGUAUUAUGUUGAUAUAAAUUCAAUUAAGAGCCAAUAAGCUUAGAUAUGAAAAACU